Molecule: messenger RNA, 1021 nt
Organism: Saccostrea cuccullata (small rock oyster)
Lineage: Eukaryota; Metazoa; Mollusca; Bivalvia; Ostreida; Ostreidae
Product: techylectin-5A-like
Exons: 5
Coding region: 9-938 (309 amino acids)
Source: RefSeq, a predicted model, not a curated record
AAACUAAAAUGAACACCAUACUAUUUGUACUAUUUUUGGUACCAGCUACGAGUGCGAUUUUACCCGACCCAAUAGAUCAAUGCGUAACAGAGACGACCUCAUUCCAUACGCUUCUUAAUUUUGCCUCAAAUAUUGUAAAAGUGAAGGAUGCUAUCUGCAAUAGCAAUGAAACACUGAAAUCAGGGGGACAGAUUUCUGAUUAUAACACAGGAUUGGCAACAAAAGAGGAUAUCAGAAAAAUAAACACGCAACUGGCAACAAUACUUGGAUUACUACAAAGUUGUGGGAAAGACGCCUGCCAUACGUUAUACCCACAAGACUGUGAAGACCUGUUAAUGAGAGGUUACAGAGAGAGUAAGGUGUAUACCAUUUACCCAAAUAAAGGAACUGGAUUCCAGGUCUACUGUGAUCAAGAGACAGCUGGGGGCGGAUGGACGGUAAUACAAAGGAGACAGGACGGAUCGGAGGAUUUCUUCAGAACCUGGAAUGAGUACAAGAACGGGUUCGGAAACUUAUCAAAUGAAUUUUGGCUUGGAAAUGACAAAAUCCACACACUUACAAAUUCAGGACAAUACACUUUACGAAUCGACUUGAAGGAUUUUUCAGGAAAUUCUCGAUAUGCAACAUACAACACCUUUAAUGUUGGAAAUGAAGAUUCUGGAUAUCUUUUAAAGGUUUCGGGUUACAGUGGAAACGCUGGCGACGCAUUUGGAUCUCGACAUAAUGGCGCCAAAUUUGUCACAAGGGAUCGUGAUGAUGAUAAGACUUGUGCACAUAGAUUUAGAGGAGGGUGGUGGUACAGAGCUUGUCAUUACGCUAAUCUCAACGGUCUCUACCUACGAGGAAAUCAUUCAUCGUACGCUAAUGGUGUUAACUGGCGUAACUGGCUAGGUUAUCACUAUUCCCUGAUGUUUGCUGACAUGAAAAUCAGAAAGUAAAGGAAAUUAAAUCAAAACAUACUAAAGGCAUACAAUCUUACCAGAAAUAGUUUAAAUAUAUAAAUAAAAUAUGUAAUAAUUCA